Branchiostoma belcheri (Belcher's lancelet) is the source of this 1749-nucleotide messenger RNA. Its product is annotated as serine/threonine-protein kinase 3-like. Lineage: Eukaryota; Metazoa; Chordata; Leptocardii; Amphioxiformes; Branchiostomatidae. The transcript has 13 exons. Gene Ontology annotation, molecular function: protein serine/threonine kinase activity; ATP binding. Gene Ontology annotation, cellular component: cytoplasm. Gene Ontology annotation, biological process: protein phosphorylation; regulation of MAPK cascade; protein tetramerization. Bases 142 to 1668 code for a protein of 508 amino acids. The record is from RefSeq and is a predicted model, not a curated record.
ACAAGUGAAAUCCUAGAGGGGGUGGGCGAUCGCAGUUUCCUCUGUUUUGUCGCGAUUUCUCGUCUAUUAUUUCGAUAUUUUCACCCACAGAACACGAAAGAUGAGUGUUUCUGACUAGCCACAAGGAAAAUAGAUGCAAAGAUGUCGAGAAAAAGUGAGCUGAAGAAGCUGAGUGAAGAGUCCCUGACUCGGCAGCCUGAGGAAGUGUUUGAUGUUCUUGAGAAACUGGGAGAAGGUUCCUAUGGCAGCGUGUUCAAGGCCAUGCACAAGGAGUCGGGGCAGGUCCUGGCCAUCAAACAGGUUCCCGUGGACACUGACCUUCAGGAGAUCAUCAAGGAGAUAUCCAUCAUGCAACAGUGUGACAGUGAAUAUGUCGUCAGGUAUUUUGGAAGUUACUUCAAGAAUUCCGAUCUUUGGAUUGUGAUGGAGUACUGUGGAGCUGGAUCUGUAUCAGACAUCAUGAAACUACGUAACAAAACUCUAACAGAAGAUGAGAUUGCUGCCAUCACCUCCAUGGUACUGAAGGGUCUGGAGUACCUCCACUUCAUGAGGAAAAUCCACCGAGACAUCAAGGCAGGAAACAUCCUACUCAACACUGAGGGAGACGCAAAACUGGCAGAUUUUGGAGUUGCUGGCCAACUCACUGACACGAUGGCAAAGAGGAACACGGUGAUCGGUACGCCGUUCUGGAUGGCGCCGGAAGUCAUCCAGGAGAUCGGGUACGACUGUCUGGCGGAUAUCUGGUCGCUGGGCAUCACGGCGCUGGAGAUGGCGGAGGGGAAACCUCCGUACGCCGACAUCCACCCCAUGAGGGCUAUUUUCAUGAUCCCCACCAAGCCCCCUCCCACCUUCAGGAACCCGGAGAAGUGGAGCCAGGAGUUCAUUGACUUUGUGUCUCAGUGUCUGGUCAAAAACCCGCAACAACGUCCGUCAGCAACACAGCUUCUACAGCAUCCUUUCAUCCGAGCAGCUAAGCCAGCCUACAUCUUGAAAGACAUGAUCUCAGAGGCCCAGGUUGCUAGGCAACGGAGGAUGGAACAAGUGGAAGAGGAGAGCCCGGAUGAGGAUGAGGAUGAUGAUGUUGAUGCGAGCACGAUGCUGCUGGGAGAAGACAACGACACGGGCACGAUAAAAGCGUCGGACACGCCGCGGGACAGCAUGACUGAUGUGGACGACAGUACCAUGGUGGAGAGCAGUACUGCAGGUACCAUGAUCGAGCACAGCGACAGUACCAUGUUGGAGUCAGACCUGGGUACCAUGGUCAUCAACUCUGAUGAUGACACAGAUGAAGACUCCACGAUGAGAAGAAUAGAAACAGGUAAAGUGAAGAAGGAGAAGUAUCGUCCGUCCUUCCUGGACCACUUUGAGAAGAAGGAACAAGACGAGAGAGACCGCCAGUCCGCCGCCAACGGGAACAUCACGGCCGAGAUCCAGCCCGGACCGGUUCUCCGGCCAGCGUCCGAGGGGUACGGCUUCAUGAGACCGUUCCAAGAUGGAGACUUCGAAUUUUUGAAGAACCUGAGCUCUGAUGAGUUGAGGAAGAGAUUUGAGACUCUGGACCAGGAGAUGGAGAGAGAAAUUGAGGAACUUCGGCGCCGAUACCAGGCCAAACGCCAACCUAUUCUCAACGCCAUGGACGCAAAGAAGAAGCGACAACAACACUUCUAACUCAAAUUAUCAUGAAACUUCAUCUGUGUUGGUAGUAAUCAUCAUAGUAAAACGUUGAACUUUAUUCCAACACACAGUUUA